Messenger RNA from Cyprinodon tularosa, 796 nucleotides. RefSeq lists its product as uncharacterized. Gene Ontology annotation, biological process: regulation of dendritic spine morphogenesis. Gene Ontology annotation, cellular component: dendritic spine. The transcript has 2 exons. The record is from RefSeq and is a predicted model, not a curated record. The annotation marks the transcript as partial. Lineage: Eukaryota; Metazoa; Chordata; Actinopteri; Cyprinodontiformes; Cyprinodontidae.
CGGCCGGCCGAGCAGCCCCGCCGCCGCCGCCGUCUGGUGAUCAUCCAGCUGUUUCCAGGCUGCCAUCUUACCGAGCAGCCAGCUGCAGAACCAGUGAGUAGCCUUUUGAUGACGGACCGCUGGGAUGCUACAGUCGUGUGUGUGCCCCCAAUACCUGCAUUAGGUUGUGAUGACCCACACUUCUUCCAAAUGUAUCUGUGACCCUCCCCAAUCCUGACUCCUAACCUCUAAUCCCUGACCUUUGACCUCCACUAUGGGCAGUGUUGGCAGUGGGGUGGCAGGAGAGCAGGAGUUUGCCAUGAAGUCCGUGGGCACCAGGACCACCCUGCCCCGAGCCCCUCCACUCUCUCGCCGUUGCCCUGCAGAUCGCAGCUGCAGCGCCGAGCGACUGCCCCGCCCUCCGGCGACUAUUUCGGAUGGAACGGCAUCAAGCGAUGAGCGAGGCAGUGUUAGUAUUGGGACUGGAACCUGCACUGGGACUGACCGGCCAACAGAGACAGCCUCCUCAACACACACUGAAUGUACCAUGACCGCCCCCUCCAAUAACAACCAGUUGGACUGUGGGAACGUAGCUGUGAGGAGGGAGAGGGAAUGGGAGAGGGAGAGGCAGCGCGAGAGGGGCAGGGAUCGGGACCGGGAUCGAGACUGGGACCGGGAGAGGCUGGAGAGGGAGCGCGAGAGGGAGAGAAACCGGGAGAGGGAACGGGAGAGGGUGGAAAGAGAGAGGCUGGAACGGGAGAGGGAGCGGGAGAGGGAGCGAGCCAGGGAGAGGGAGAGAGAGAGAAUAGAGAGGGAG